Messenger RNA from Plenodomus lingam JN3, 2700 nucleotides. RefSeq lists its product as uncharacterized. The record is from RefSeq and is a predicted model, not a curated record. Lineage: Eukaryota; Fungi; Ascomycota; Dothideomycetes; Pleosporales; Leptosphaeriaceae.
AUGUUCAGUAGUCAUCAAGGCUAUCGUGGAAAAGCAACUUGGGGUGGUGCUACAAUCGGAUCGAUGAAUCAUUUUUGCCCAUGGCUCCGGCUCCGGCUCCGGCUCCGAAGAAUUUCCGGCUUGGCAUUGCCUGCGUCGCGCGGUCAGCUCAUCACGUUCCAGCCAUCCUUCACUCUCACAAACGCCCAUCCCCCGAUUUGUAUCUUCUCUCAGCCAGCCCUCAACAUCCCCUCUCCAUGGGCAUGCCUUACACUUCAUUUCACUGCAGUUCACAUCGCCAUUUCUAUUGAUUAUCUUGAGCGUUCGCUGCGCUCUCACGCCAUGGCCGAUAGGUCGCGAUCUGAGGUAAUCAUGGCAAACCCCAUUGGCAAAGGACUCGAUACCUUUCGCGUCUCUUUCGAAUACAAAUGCAAAGACCUAGCUAUCACAGGCGCUGAUGCGCUGCAUCAUCUUAGUGGCGAAGGACAAAAAAAUUCCCUCCUUGACCUUAUAUCGGCUUUGCUGGUUUGCCCUGCAUCUCGUCUGCUGCCUGCAAAGGGCAAUAACGUAAACCUAUUCGGUGAUCUGUUGGAGCUGAACACGGCAGUCAACGCUGGCAACUUCGACAUUAAGCAUAUCCUACCGCUCCUCAGAGCAGUCCUCAACAACGAGCCCGAUGAAGCCAUAUGGGACAAUGUCUACGCCGCCGUCGCCGCGUCCACAGCUUUCACAGUCGCCAUACCCACGACUCCUCCGCUGUCCGCCCCGUCCCUCGCCGCCUCCUUCCCGCAGACGCCAUGGUUGCGCAAUACGAGCAGCUUCGCAAACUCGACGGAACACCGCAAAUACGUAGACGACGUGCUGAAGGAGGAGUUGGGCACUAUGUAUGCUGGGGUUCCUGGUUUGUUUGAGGCCUUUUUUGGCGAAAUCGCAAGCCUUGAACUGGCAGCACAGGCUGUACUCGAAAGAUGCAAAGCCGGGGAUAAUCCGCUCUAUCUGGAGGGGAGCGGGUGGCAAGGUUGGCCUGAAAGCGCAAAGGAAAGAGAUGUUCUGCGCUGGUUCGCGGAGCUUACGGACCAGUUUUUGGGCUUUGCGGAAGAACACAGGCCGGCCCCCAGGCCUCAACGACGACCGCUGGCACAGCCGCAUCAGCCCUUACAAGGCUCUACAGCCGACCGUAAGCUAGAUAUUGGCUUUGUGGAUGACUUGAACGCUGGCGUGGACUCGAAAUGUCACUGGAAACAGAUCCUUAUACCAGGAGAGCUCAAGAGCAACCCAUCAGCCGACAUAGCCUCUAAAGCAUGGCUCGACUUAGGACGAUAUGCAAGGGAGGUAUUUGCUGCUCAAGAUGACCGCCGCUUCGUCCUCGGCUUUACAUUGUGUGGAUCGCGCAUGCGGCUGUGGCUAUUUGAUCGUCUGGGGGCCAUUGCAUCCGAACCAUUUGAUGUCAACGACAAUGGGCUGCAGUUUGUAUCAGUUGUGCUUGGGUUUCUGUGGCUAAACGAAGAGCAGCUUGGAUUCGAUCCUACUAUUAUUACUAAAGAGGGCAAGCGAUACAUCGAGAUUGAACGGAAAGGCUGCAUUGAACGUCUCGUUAUCGAUAAGGUAAUAAAUCGGUCACCUUGUAUCGCCGGUCGGGCGACAACCUGCUGGAAAGCUCAUCGCGAAGGAGACAAUUCGCGAACACCUCUAGUCAUCAAAGACUCGUGGCAGUAUCCAGAACGUGAGGAGGAGGGAGAGCUGCUGCGCAAUGCAGCUGAGAAAGGUGUGAUUAAUGUCGCGAGAUACUAUCAUCAUGAGACGGUCUGUGUGGGUGGUCAGAACGACGACAUCCUCAUGAACGUGCGACGAGGUCUGGAUAUAACGAAAGCGAAGAACUACAGGCCAGAAAGCUCGAUGCCGCCUCCAAGCAUGGCUGGACGUCGCAUUCCACGAACAGGGCGAAGCAGCAGCGCUGGGAGGAAGCGGUCCUCAAGCUGCACAGACGCACUGUUACCACCCAGCAAGCGAACUUGUUCGAGCUCUCCAGUCAAAGGUGGAAGGGGAACAGCAAAUCGAGUGCGUCGUCGCACCAUCGUUUCUGAUUACGGGCUGCCUAUCUAUUCGGCGAGCUCGCCAUCAAAGCUGCUCGCCGCGCUGGAAGCCUGCAUUGAGGGAUAUGAGUCAUUGCACACAAGAGACGGCAGGUUGCAAGGCGACAUCUCACCGAACAACCUUAGGAUCAACGAAGACGAGAGGAACCCUUCGUGGCCUGCAUUUAUAAUUGAUCUUGAUCUCGCGAUCAAGGAACAGCGCGAGAAGGCUUCUGGAGUGCGUAGUAAGACCGGCACACGAGCGUUCAUGGCAAUUGGCGUACUACUAGAUGACGAAAACCACUCGUUUAUGCACGACCUCGAAUCGUUUUUCUGGGUGCUCUUCUGGAUAUGCAUUCAUUAUGAUGGGCCAGGCAAAGACAUUGGCCCCACUGAGUUCGAGUGCUGGAACUACGAGGGCAAUAGAAAGUUAGCGGAGCUUAAAAAAGGCCUAAUAUCCGACGAGAAGGAUUUUUUACAGACUAUAGAGACUAAGUUCACAUCCCACUACAAAUCACUAGUUCCUUGCGCCAAUAGAUUACGAAGGAAGGUAUUCCCUAAUGGAGGGAGAUGGAGAGAUCCAAACCAGAGGCUGUACAUCGAGAUGAAGGAGAUACUCCACGCCGCGCAAAACGAGCUGAAAGGAUAG